Molecule: messenger RNA, 1355 nt
Organism: Morone saxatilis (striped sea-bass)
Lineage: Eukaryota; Metazoa; Chordata; Actinopteri; Moronidae
Gene: bbln
Product: chromosome unknown C9orf16 homolog
Source: RefSeq, a predicted model, not a curated record
CCCCCCGACCCCGGAGGACUGUCCUGCAGCCGGGGACUCCUCCUCACCCAGCAACGAAGACCUGAGCGAGGACAGUGGUGCUGGGAAAUGAGCGACAAGAGCGGGUAGAUGAGGGGGGUUGAGUUCAGCAAAAUGCAGGGCUAGAAAUAUUUAUUACAUUUUAACUGACUCAACUCCUGUCCUGUCUGUUGGACUAGUGACCACUGAUCUGCAUCCGCCCCCCCCCCCCAUCAGCAGAUGUGUGAUUGCUUCUCCUCUAUCACUGAAAUCAGUCGUUUUCCUCCUCUGUUGAACUGUGGUUGCUGAUGUUUGGUUCCUGAGUCAGCUCAAACUGCGAGAUCAUGUUUGAAUUUUCUUCCUGGGAAAAUCAGUUGUGUUUGAUUUAACUUCUACAUUAACCAGGAGGCAAGAUAUUAAUAUGAAUCCAGCACUGUAUAACAUGCUGAUAUCCACGGUGUUGAACACUACUCCAGGCUCUCUCUCAUGAUCCUCAGAAUUUGCUCUCAUGUCCAAACAGGGGUCACAGUAGAACAUCAGCGCAGUGUGUUGAUCCAUGUAGAGUUCACAUCCAGCUGUGUAAUAGCUGUACAGUAUUAUUCAAUACAAUAUUAUUCCCAAAAAGUAAAUAUGCAACAUUCCAGAUGUCUACCAGUGUAAUAAAAUGUUUGAUCUGUAGCGUGACCGUAACUCUACUCCGUGCUGUCCUGUUCGUUAUCAUUAACCUGUUUAGUUUGAGUGACGCAGUCUGUAAAGUGUUUUUGUAUUCAUGUAUGUGUUUAGGUGCUCGGCGUAAAAAAAGGAAUGUCAACAAAGAGCGGGAAUUGUCAAGACAUUUUAAUAUAAAUUAAAAUGACCCCCCCCCCAAACAGAAAACAAACAUCCAAAAAUACAUUAAACUUCCAGCAGUUAGAAAACACCUGUUUGUUCAUCUCAAUUUGUCAGUAGCUGAAUAAAAAUACAAUAAGAAACAUACAGCUUUGUUUGAAAUUAUACUGUACAUGUCUUUUUCUCCCUCCUGCUCCCUUCUGUCUCCGAUCGAAAAAAAGUUUCGAUCAAGUCUCGUUCCUUCAGACAGAACACGAUGUGUUAAUCAUGUGACCGUCGCCACCGUGACUACAAGAGCUGCUACAUGCGUCAGUCAGUCUUUUGUGGUUUAAAAUAUCCUUCUCUAAUAUGGAGGAUGAAAUGUUUCCAGAGCAGCACACUAGUCAUGAAGAACAGAAGUAACACAUCCUUAUUUACCGCUGAAAUGCUAGAACCAAAAUUAAACGUGUGUAAUGUGUAACUGGGAUAAUCUGCUGUAUGUUACCGGUGCAAGGACAGUUUGCUACAUUAAAUACCUACAGACAACUCCA